Messenger RNA from Salvelinus namaycush (lake trout), 3063 nucleotides. RefSeq names its product phosphofurin acidic cluster sorting protein 2-like. Lineage: Eukaryota; Metazoa; Chordata; Actinopteri; Salmoniformes; Salmonidae. Gene Ontology annotation, biological process: protein localization to plasma membrane. Gene Ontology annotation, molecular function: transmembrane transporter binding. Bases 1 to 2826 code for a protein of 941 amino acids. The record is from RefSeq and is a predicted model, not a curated record. The transcript has 24 exons.
AUGGCGGCGGCCGUAGAGAGAGGAGGAGUGCGGGCCGCUUUCCUGAAUCCAGGUAGCGGCGGCGGGAUCGGUGGACCACCCCCGGCACCUAUGCCCACUGCUCCCGGAGCCGCGGUUGGAGCAGGAGGCAUGGGUUCGAUUUCUGGUGGGUCGGAUGGGCCCAUGCCCGUGCCUAUGAAUAUUUUUGCAACAUGGGAAAUCGACCGUUCUUCUCCGAGUUGUGUUCCAAGAUUGUGCAGCCUGACCCUCAAGAAGCUGAUUGUCCUCAAAGAAUUGGACCGGGAGCUUAGCUCAGUGGUGAUAGCUGUCAAAAUACAGGGCUCCAAGCGCAUCUUGAGGUCCAACGAGUAUGUCCUUCCUCCAGAUGGACUGAUGGAGACUGACCUUGAGCUAACCUUCUCACUCCAGUAUCCCCACUUCCUCAAAAGGGACGCCAACCGAUUGCAGAUCAUGCUGCAGAGGAGGAAGCGAUAUAAAAACCGCACCAUCCUGGGAUAUAAGACCUUAGCUGUGGGCGUCAUCAAUAUGGCAGAGGUGAUGCAGCAUCCGACAGAUGGAGCCCAGAUCCUGGGUCUCCAUAGCAACGUGAAGGAGGUGCCGGUGCGUGCGGCCGAGCUCAGCGUGUAUUCCCUGUCCAGUCAGCCCAUUGACCAUGAGGACGGCAGCGGGCAGCCAGGGACCAAGGCCAAAGCCUUAGAUCGCUCCCCGGAUAUGGACAACUACUCCGAGGAUGACGACGACAGCUACUCCUCGGAGCAGGAAGCUAGCGACGAUGCUGUUCAACCAGUGGACCUGUACGAUGAGGAUGAGGAUGUGCAAAGGAAGCCAAAGAAAAACCGGAGGAAAAUGAUUCGUACGACAUCCAUGACAAGACAACCCAAUUUCAAACAGAAGUUUGUGGCCCUGUUGAAGAGAUUCAAAGUGACGGAUGAGGUUCUGGACUCGGACCCAGUGGACCAGACCCAGGAGGUGGAGGAGGAUCUGGACCUGCUCUAUGAUAGUCUGGAGGUUUACAACCAGAGUGACAGCGGCCCUGAGAUGGAGGACAACGAGAGUGUCCUCAGCACGCCCAAACCCAAACUCAAGCCCUUCUUUGAGGGAAUGUCCCAUUCGAGCUCCCAGACUGAGAUUGGGAGUCUACACAGUCAGAAGAGCCAGCCCAGGGACCUGGCCUGCAUCGGUGGAGAGCUGCUGUCCCCGGACAGGGCCAAAGUCCAAAUAGGGACCAAGUAUAUAGACGACAGCGCCGGAUUGGAGUCUCCUGCAGGGGACGCGGAGGAUGAGGAGACUAGGGCUGGCACAGGGCCAGGGGAGGCUAACCCCAACCCCACUCCCAUCAGCUGGGACCUGAGCACGGACAAACUGCCCGGCCCAGUGGCCAAACUCUGCAAGACCGAGUCCCAGACACUCAUGUCGCCGAGUAAAACCGAGAACAAGCUGCAGAGGCGUCCUAGGAGCACGUCCAUGAAGGACCGGCAGAACUCCAAGGCCCAGAGUGACAGGACCAGCAGCAUCGACAGCGAGACAUCCCCGGAAUCCAGGAUCGCUGUCCAGGUCCCCAGGAAGUCGGUGUACGACCAGCUAAACCAGAUCCUUGUCUCUGACGAGCAGCUCCCCGAGAGCAUCAUCCUCAUCAACACCACAGACUGGCAGGGCCAGUAUCUAUCUGAGAUUCUCCAUGAGCACAGCCAGCCUAUCGUGUGCACCAUCUCUGGUGCGGAUGUCCAUGCAGCCUUCAACACCAUAGUCACCAGGAUCCAGAGAUUCUGUAACUGCAAUGCCCAGACACCCCCCACCAUCAAAGUGGCGGUGGCCGGAGACCAGAGUUACCUCAGCACCAUCCUCAGGUGCUUCGUGGAGCAGUUGGCCAACAAGACGCCUGAUUGGCUCAGCUACAUCCGCUUCCUGGUCAUCCCUGUCGGCACUCAUCCUCUGGCCAAACACAUGUCUUCGUUCGACAGCAAGUUCAACAACAUCUUCAUGGAUGCUGGCUGGAGGGACUUGUUCGGCAGACUGGAGGCCCCAACAUCAGUUUCCAUAGACAACAUUGAUGUAGCAGGCCGCGUGUCUCAGUACCUGGCUGGGGCCAGCGUCUCACACCAGUGUCCCAUCUCUGAGGCCAUGCUCACCUACAAACAGAAAAGCCCUGACGAGGACUCCUGUCAGAAGUUUGUGCCAUUUAUUGGGCUGGUGAAAGUGGGCAUCGUUGAGCACAACCUUUCGACCUCAAUGGACUCUGAUGAUGCUGUGAUGGGGAGCAUCAAUAUGCUGGCCUCCCCUCCCCCCCAGCCGGGACCACCCUACAUGAAGGACCUGACCUGCACCCCGCCCCCCUCCCCCUCCGUCUCAGCCACCCUCGCCGGAGCCGGCUCUCCGGUGACGGGCGGGGAGGUGAUGGGGCUCCAGGUGGACUACUGGGCAUGUCACGGCGUCGACAAGAAGAAGGAAGGCGAGAAGCGAGACGUGGGCAUCAAGAAUACCCUGAAAAGCAACUUCCGCUCGCUGCAGGUGUCCCGCAUCCCCAACGGGGGCGAGCUGACCCCUCCUCCCAGCAUGGCCAUGACGGUCGUCAUGAAGGAGAAGAACAAGAAAGUGAUAUUCCUGAGUAAAAAGCCCAAGGAGAAGGAGGUGGACUCCAAGAGCCAGGUGAUCGAGGGCAUCAGCAGGCUGAUCUGCACUGCCAAACACCAGCACACCAUGCUGAGAGUGUCCAUUGACGGUGUGGAGUGGAAUGACGUCAAGUUUUUCCAGCUGGCCGCCCAGUGGCCCACUCACGUCAAGCACUUCCCUGUUGGCAUCUUCGGCUACACCAAGCCUGCCAUGUGACAUAUCACUGCCACCUAAACCCAAGUAUGGGUAGCUGCAGCCCAAUAUGGCGACCGGAGUAUGGGCAAGCGGGUGUGUCGAAAGGAGUGGGUGUAUGGAAAGCUAAUCAGCUAAUUGGGCAGAUUUGUUGCGACUCAAGACCGUUUUGCAUGGCUGAUACGAGUCAAUAAGCCACCGACCACUGCAGCGGUUUUGUAUCGGGUGCCUGCUGACCGGAGGUGCUUCCCACUGGGCAAC